GUUUACCAGGAGCUAGCUGUCAAUGCAGUUUCCUAGUAAAGGCAGUUCUGCGUAUUUUGCCGUCUCUCAAAGACACCCUUUGUUUUUAUUCCUCAUGCACGUGCGCAAUGAGCCAUUCACACAGAAGACGGACGUUUGUAGCCUAAUGUUAAUGAAGCUUAUGGUGAUGUCAUUUCGCUCUUUUAUCCAAUUAAAAACAACAACCGAAAACAUAACAGUAGCUGCCCUUUGGUUUAUUCAAUGGAGAACUCUAUGAGAGUUUUAAAAAUAACAACAAUAAGAAAUGCGCUACAGGAGUGAAAUGACUAUCAUAUUAGAGCACCACCCUCCUGGGUGACAGUAGACGCAUUAAGACUGUAAAAAUACUAAGGAUUUACAGGACAAAAACUAUUUUAAGAUCGGCGCAGCCAAACAGUAUCCACGGACGCUGUGGAAGACUUCUCACAUGUUUUGGUCGAUUUUAAGAGUCAGUAGUCUUCGAAGGAUAAUUAUAGACAUUGAGUGGAUGCAGAACGCCGUUCUCCAAUGACCUGUCACUCUUCCGACUCCACGGAAAGUAUCGAGAAUGAAAGGAGAUCGCAAACCGAAACCCAAGUCGCGGAGUCCGAGCAGAGUCGCAUUUCCACUGCCAUGAGAGACCUUAAAAACACUGCAGGCUGGUAUUGGGGCAGCCUGACAGCAAAUGAAGCCAAGGAGAUCCUGCAGGACACAUCGGAGGGGACGUUUCUGGUCCGAGACAGCUCUCAGAGGGACUACCUCUUCACCAUCUCCGCCAUGACAUCUGCGGGACCCACCAACCUGCGAAUCGAAUACGAGGACGGCAAGUUCAAGCUGGACUCUGUGGUGCUGGUCAAACCCAAACUCAAGCAGUUCGACAGCGUUGUCCAUCUCGUGGAACACUAUGUGCAGCUGUCCCGGACGUCUUGUAUGGGCAGAACUACCCCUCUCGCCCCGUCCAAUAGCACUGUGCAGCUGCUGCUCACAAAUCCGGUGUACACAGCCACACCAUCUCUGCAGCAUCUGUGUCGUAUUGCCAUCAACAAAACCACACGGCGGGUACAAGAACUCCCUUUGCCGAACCGCCUGAAGGAUUACCUGACAGACUACACUUAUAAUGUAUAGAACCAGAUGGUCAAUAAUGACCAUAAGUGCUUAGGUACUAUGGAUCAUAGACCCAGCGAUACUGGGGUGCUGAUGUCCCGUUUAGGAUCAUUUGCCUGGGAUCCCUCAUCUUGUGCCCAAGGACAACUUUGAAAGGAUAACUCACACAAAAAAAAAUAAAAGUCUGUCAUUAAUUACUCACCGUCAGUGAUGUUCCAAACCUGUUUGACUUUUUCAUCUGUGGAACACAAGAGAAGAUAUUCCAUUUUUGUCCAUACAAUGAAAGUCAACGGGAUCCAAAAGAACACAUCAGCGUUUUUCAAAACAUAUUCCACUUUCUGUUUUGAUUCGGUGAGUAAAUUAUGACAGAAUGUACAUUUUCUGGCUGAACUAUCCCAUUAAUACACAGAAUAUCAUAACUGUUAAGUGUCCUUCAUUGCGUGCUUAACAAGUUUAUGGCCUGUAGAUAUUCUACAGUCGAUUUUGAAUGAGUGACUGAGCAGUAUCUGUGAGGAGCAUUGGCCUGCACUGACAUUGGUGGGUUUCUUCCUGUAAUACGCACAUCAGAUAUACAGGACGCCUCACGGUGUGACCAUGCAUCACUUUUAAAAGGAAGAGUUCACCCAAAAAUGAAUACACUAGCUCAAUCUUAAACGUGAUGUUCUUUAUUCUGUAGAACAUAAAAGAAGAUAUUUUGAAGAAUCCUGCAGCUGUCUUUGUCCAUAUAUUGAAAACUACACUCUUCAAAUUUCCAGAUGGAGUUUUGCAGUGCUUCCAUAAAGGAAACCUUUUGGGUCACCCAAAUAACUUUUCAGUGAACAGUUCUUAAAACAAUUUUUCCUUAGUGUGAAGAACAUUUUAAUAUUAUAAAAAUACCAUUUUCCACUAUAAAGAACUGAAAUGUUUCGAUGGAUGUUUAUUAGAUGAAAAAAAUCCAUACGACUUCUAAAUAAGGAUUAUUUACUCUCCAAUCACUGAUCAAAGCACACAAAGGCAGACCACAUUAACUAUGGUGGCACAAACAUCCACUGAUGUCAAACCUCAUUGGGAUGUUAAUUGAAGUAUUUUCUUUUAUGUUCCACAGAAGAAAGCAAACCAUAUGAGUUUGGAACAACAUGAGGGUAACAUGAGUAAAGAAUUCUCAUUUUUGGGUGAGCUAUGCUUUUAUUGCAGCAGGUGUCUGAGAUGUUCUGCAUCCUGUGUUUGGGACAUGGGAGUUUGAAACUGUAUGCUUUUGGACUAUGUUUUAUUUGCUCAUUAUCCAUGUUAUAUUUUUGUACUGUAGUCGUAGAAGAUCAUUUGAUGUCAUGGUUGCCCAAGGAACUGCUGGGAACUGGCAAGUACCUUGUGAUAUGAUAUACUGUAUAUACAUGUCUUCAUGAUAUCGUAAAACCUACUGAAAAAUUACAUGAAAAAAAUUGCCCUUUUAAAGGUAAUUUGAAACAAAUAAAAUGUAUUAUACAUAUACACUACCAUUUGAAAAUUUGGGGUUAGAUUUUUUAAUACUUUACUUCAGCAAGGACACAUUGAAGUGAACAAAUGUGUCAGUAAAGAUAUUAAUAAUGUUACAAAGGAUUUCGGUUAUGAUCUUUUGAACUUUGAAGAAUCCUGAAAACAAUCCUUUCAUCAAACACAUUAAGCAGCACAAUGAUUUCUGAAGGAUUAUGUGACACUGAAGACUGAAGAGAAAUGGCUGCUGAAAAUUCACCUCAUCACAGGAAUAAAUUACAUUUUAAUAUAUUAUCAACUUUUUUUGCUCUAUUGUUUAUCAAAUCAAUGCAGCCUUACUGAAAAUAAGAGACUCAAAAAUAUUGGAAAAACAUACCAACCCCAAACAUACUAAAUUUUGAAUGGCAGUGUGUGUGUGUGUGUGUGUAUAAACAUUUUAAUUUAAAAGCUCAAACUUCCCCCCUUCCCCAACAUUUAAGGGUGUGUACUUUGCAAAUAAAAUAUACCGUCUUAGUAUUUUAUUGCACAUUCUGAACCAAGAGGUAAUUUAGCAGCAUGGUUUGUUUCAGCUUUUGUUGCAUAUGGUCAAGAAGUAAUGGCCUGUGUUAACCCUACCUCAGGAGGGUGUCGUGAUAAACCUGCAUGCUGAUUGGUCGUCUCUGGAGAAUCUUUGAUUCUAUACUGAAUCGUAAUUUUUUAACCAAACCAAAAAACAAAACAAAAACGUACUAGGUCAGAAGCUUUUUAUUCUCUGCUUACUGCUAUUUGUGGAGAGAUUAUAAGAAAAAUGAGAUUUUCCUCUCAAGUUCCUCACUAAUCUGAACUCCUUUCUAUUUUGGUUUAAUGAAACAUACAGAAUAUUAUCUCUUCAAGAAUGGGUCACUCAAUGUAUUCAAUUCACCAUUGUUCUUGGGUGCUAAAUUCCUGCAUUUUCCCUUUAUGCUUAGUCGUUCAGUUAAAGCAUUCGAAUAGUAUUAUCUUAAAAGCAUUGCGCUUAAAAGGAUUACAGGUUGGUGCUUGAUUUUGACAUUAUUUUUAAAUAAAGAAGUUCAUUAUUUAAUAUGAUUUAAUUAAAAUAAAAAAAAACAAUCUACCAGAAAUUCUUAAAUAAUUGGGAAGCUGAUCUCAGAUCAGCUUAAAAGGUAAUUCUGCCAACAUCUUUAAGAUCCAGUAUACUAUUGUCAAUAUUAUUCAUCGUCUUCCUUGAGGACAUGGUAUAUCUAGGGUAGUAAGUCUGAUGUGAUCUCUUUGCCACUACAAAAUUCCACUAAUAUCAUUUUACUACAUUGUGGUGCAUCAGGGGUGAAUGGAUUGUCUCCCAAAAAGUGAGAAAUAAAAGCAAGCAUAGCUUUAA
Carassius carassius (crucian carp) is the source of this 3904-nucleotide messenger RNA. RefSeq names its product suppressor of cytokine signaling 2-like. Gene Ontology annotation, biological process: phosphatidylinositol phosphate biosynthetic process; intracellular signal transduction. NCBI's taxonomy places the organism in Eukaryota, Metazoa, Chordata, Actinopteri, Cypriniformes, Cyprinidae. The record is from RefSeq and is a predicted model, not a curated record. Bases 526 to 1122 code for a protein of 198 amino acids. Gene Ontology annotation, cellular component: phosphatidylinositol 3-kinase complex. Gene Ontology annotation, molecular function: 1-phosphatidylinositol-3-kinase regulator activity. The transcript is spliced from 3 exons.